Chlamydomonas reinhardtii is the source of this 5670-nucleotide messenger RNA. RefSeq lists its product as uncharacterized. The transcript is spliced from 5 exons. The coding region runs from base 305 to 5326 and encodes 1673 amino acids. The record is from RefSeq and is a predicted model, not a curated record. Lineage: Eukaryota; Viridiplantae; Chlorophyta; Chlorophyceae; Chlamydomonadales; Chlamydomonadaceae.
AUCGACACGCGUGCAGUUGCCACGACAGGGGAACAAUCCGCGCCGCUGGCCAGACCGGCCACAUGUUGAAAGUCCCGAAGACAAUUGCAUUUGAACUAUAAGAAAGAAGCAUACUGACUUGCAACACGGCCGCGUGAAGACGAUUGCGAAAGGGUUUCUGCCCCAGCUCUGUGUUCUUGAACACGCUAGUCAGCCAAUGCAGCAGUUGCCACAACAAUGUUGACAUGAAAACAUCUACUUUGAGCUAGCCCGAAAGCCGGGCUUUUGCAGUUACUCGUCUAUUCGGGGCCUCGGCGAGCGAGCCAUGGCGCUGCCUGAUGGAGCCAUAGCCUUGAUAAAAAGUCUUCGGGUUGCAGGUGCAUCCGGAGCAGUCGAGGGGGAAGGAGCUCUGCAUUCGCUCAGGCGCUCUUCCCGCCGGACGCUUGACCACGACGGCACUGGUGCCACCGCCGCCACCGGCGAGCGCCACGCCCCGCUCAGCGCCCACUCCUUCACCGCCCUGCCGCAGCCGCGGUUCCCAGGCGUCGCCGUCGGCGCCAGCCUCGCCGGCGGCGGCGGCAGCGCCAGCUUCUCUGUGCCCUCCACCGCCAUCUCGGCGGCGGCGCUCGCCGCCGCCAACGCCAGCAACGGCGGCGCCGCCGUCCUCAGCGGCGUCUCUCUACCUCUCAUUCCCUCCGCCGGUUCAAGCCCUGUGUCCUCGCCCUCGCGCCUCGGGCCUCGGGGCAGCGGCGUCGGGCUGGGCACUGGCGCCGGCGCCGGCUUCGCCGGCCCGGCCUCACCCAACGCCUCAAUCGCGGGCGCGGUCCCCUUCCUGCCGUACACACCAGGGCCGGGACUGGGUGUCGGAGGCGCGCCAGUGCUGCCGGCGUCGCCGUCGGGCUCGGGCGUGCACUCCUUCCCGCUGCUAGCGGUGGGACGCACCUCUGGCGCCGCACUCACUGGCGGCGGCGGCGGCGGCGGCGGCUCGGCGCCGCUGCCAUUCCACAUCAGCGGCAACCCAAUGGCGCUGGUGCAUGAGCCGCCGGUUCUGCUCUGCUCCUCGCCGCCUGGCGGCGGCGGCGGUGGCGGCGGCAGUACGGGCGGCGGCGCUGUGAGCAUUGCCGGCAGCGCAGGCAGCAUCGGCGGCGGCAUCGUGAGCCUUGCUGGUGGCGGCGGUGGCGGCGGCAGCUUUGUCUUCCCCAGCAGUCCCGGCGGCGGCAGCGGUCUGACGGCGCCGGGGGUGCUGAGCCUGACCGGCGGCGGCACCGGCGGCGCUGCUGGCGGCGGCGGCGGCGGUGGCGGCGGCGGCGGCGGCCCGAUCUCGGCGCCGCUGCCGGUGCCGAUGUCGGGCCGGCGGUUGGGCAACCUGGUGGCGGCUGCAGCCGGCGGCGGCGGCGGCGGCGGCGGCGGCGGCGGACUGGGGCCACUUGGGUCUUCGCCGGGGGCGUCGGCCGUUGGCGUCGCCCACGUGGCUCGGGCUGCAGGGUCGCCGUCGGGUGGGCACGUCGCCGGCUCCGUCGCGUCGCAGCUACAGCCGGUGGCUUCGUCCGGGCCCCCGGGGGCUGUAGCAGGGGAGGUGAUGAGCAGCAGCAGCCCCGGUGGCGGCGGCGCGCCGACGGUGAUGCCGCGCCCGCAGCGGCCCUCGGCCUCGGGCGCCGGCUCUCCGUCACCCGGCGGCACGCCCGCCGCCGGCGCCAGCCCAGCCACCAGCUCCCGCUGUCUUUUGCCACCUGACUUCACGCCCUUCGCCAGCCCUGACAUCGCCAGGCUGAACCGGCUGCGCCCGACGUCGGCUGGCGCCGCCGCCGCCGCCGCCGCCGCCGCCGCUGGUGGCUCGCCGCUACCGUACCCACUGCCUCAGGCCGCUUUGCCAGGUGGCGGCGGCGGCGGCGGCGGCGGCAGCGGCAUGUUUGACCUGUCAAUAACCGGCGGCCGCCGCCUCAGCAUCGCUGGCGACGCCGCCGCCGCCGCAGGGUCACAGAAGCUGGUGCUGGCGGCUGGGCACGAGCUCAGCGCGACACUCAGUGGCACGCUCCACGCCCACGGCAGCGGCGGCGCGGCCGGCGGCGCCGCCAGCAGCGGCGGCGCGCCGCCGCUGCACCCGCCGCCGGCGCCGCUGCACAGCCUGACGUCGGGCCCGUCGGCGACGCAUCUGAGCUUUGGACCCGAGAUUGUGGCCAGCGUCGCCGUCGGCGGCGGGCGGCGGCUGAGCAUGACUGGGGCGGCGGGCGGCGGCGGCGGCGGCCACGACAGUGGCGGCGGCGGCCCCUCGCAGCGAUUAGUCAUGGCGGCGGCUCACGAGCUGAGCAACACGCUCGCGGCGACGCACCAGCAGCACCACGCCCUCAAUCAGUCGCAGGCGCAGCAGCAGGCAGGCGCGCAGUCGCCGUCACGACGCGACUCCACCACCACCACCACCGCAGCCCAGCUACAGCUGCAGCUGCCGCCGUCGCUCCUGCUACAGCCGUCGCCGGGCAGCGGCGCGGCCACCGCCGCCACCGUCAGCCGGCCCAUCUCCGCCGGUGGCGCCGCCGCGGCGGUGGCAGUUGCUACUGCCGCAGGCAGUGGUAGUAGCAGCACUGGCGGCGGCGGCGGCGGCAGCAGGUCGCAGCUACAGGCCGCUCAAGCCGGUCCGCUACCCGGAGGGCAGGCGCCCUCUGCGUCGCCGCUGGCACCGCCGCCGGCGAUUGCCUCGGCGCCGCCGGUGCUACAGCCGCUGCUGCUGUCGCCUGCCAUGCGUGCGUCCUUCACUGGCGCCCCCAGUCCUGCCACCUCCCCGACCAAAUCCAUGUCUUCGGCCGCCGCCACCUUCGUGGCUGCAGCCACUACAGCCAACGGCAGCAACGGCGGCAGUAGCAGCCCCACGCGCGUGCCGGUGCUACAGCCGCGGCUGUCUGAACCCGGCGCCGGCGCCGGCUUUUCGUCAUUCGCACCUGCUAGUGGCGGUAGCAGCGGCCCCGCCGCCCUUGACCGGCCCGUGUCCGCCCUCCGAGCCAGCCUCACGCCGCUACCGGCGGCGCUCGUGCAGUCAGCGGCAGCCAAGGCGGCAGCGGCGGCGGCGGCAGCCGCAGCAGGCGCCGCCCUGUCGCCGCCGUCGCUGGCUCCACACGUCCCAGCCAGCCCGCCCGCGCACCACCGCUCCCCGCGGCCCGACCCGCUGCUCCGCCGGCCGUCCACCUCCGGCGGCCCAGGCGCCAUUGGCGGCGGCGGCGGCGGCGGCGGCGUGGCGGCGAUGUCGCCGCCGCCGACUCGGCCGCCGGCACUCAGCGCCCGGUCGGGUUCACUGGCACCGCUGCGCGGCGCUGCUGCCGCAGCGGCGGCGGCGCCGCCGCAGCUGCUGCCUGUAGUGAUUGGCCCGGGCGCUGUUGCGGAGUCGACGCUGCAUGCUGAUGAUGAGGAGCACGGCGCCGACGACGAUGGUGGCGUGGAGGAGGAGGAGAACGAGGAGGAGGAGUUUGGCGGCAUCAGGACUGCGGCGGAGGACGCAGAGGCGCCAGGAGAAGCUGUCGGGGCACGCAGCGGCGGCGGCGGCGGCGGCGGCGGGAUGGAGCUAACGGUGAGGGGGCUGCAAGCGCCUGACCCGGCGGCGGCGGGCGCGGCGGCGGGCGGGGUGGUGAGCGCGACGGGAGGGUUGCGGUCGCAUUCGGCCCGCCAGCUGACUUAUCUGAAUGAUUCCUACGCCAUCAUAGAGCCUAGUGGCGUCGCAAACAACGGCCAUGGAAGCGGCGGCGGUGGCGGCGGCGGCGGCAUGGCGGUGCAAAGCAGCGUGCGCCAACCAAUGCAAACAGAAUCCGUGCGCUUCGGCGGCGGAGGCGGCGGCAACGGCUGUGCCGGGCUGCUGGGCGCGACGCCGCGGCUAGUGACGGGAUUGCCGCACCCCUCCGCCGUGGUUGCGAAGCUCAUGUCGGGCGGCGCCGGUGCCGCCGCCGCCGCCGCCGCCGCCGCCGGAGGCGCCGCCGAUGACGGCGGCGGCGGCGGCGGCUGUCAUUCGCUGUGGGCGCCCGACCACGACGUCCUGCCCGCCAUAUCGGCGGCGGCACGAGUGAGCAGCGCCGGCAGCCGGCGGGCGUCCCUGACGUCUGGCGGCGCUGCCGGCAGCGGCGGUGGCGGCGGCGGCGGCGGCGGCUCGCCCUUCCCCGCUCCGCGGGGACCGUCCUACCCCGGCGGCGGCGGCGCAGGGGCCGCCGGCGGCGGCUACGGCUAUGACAUCCUGCCGCCGACACGCUUCCGCGCUGUCGGUAUCGACGCCGUCGCCGCCGCCGCCACCGCCGCCAGUGGCUCAAGCUAUCUGCAGAACCUCGCAGCAGCUGCAUCCUGCGCAACCGUCGCCGCCGCCAAUGCGGCGGCGGCGGCGCCGCAGGGCGCGAGCGGGGCCCGUCGCCAGCGGUCUGUCAGCGACAGCGGCUGUGGCGGUGGCGGCGGCGGCGACGGCCUGUGGGCGUUUCUGGCGGCGGCGGACGCGGGGGCCGUGGGUCUGCCGCUGGGCGGCGGGCUGGGCGUGUUGGGAGGUGACAUGAUUGCCAAGGUGCGCCAGGCGCAGCUGAGCAGGCCCAACACACGCGACGCCGGAAGCGGCGCUUCUGACGGCGGUUCCGGAGGGCUGCGGCUGCCGGCGGCGGCGCCGCCACGUGUGCGCUCCGCCAACCCUAUCGUCGGCCGCACCGCCGCCGCCACCGCCGCCGCCGCCGCCACCGCCGCCAGUGGCUCAAGCUAUCUGCAGAACCUCGCAGCAGCUGCAUCCUGCGCAACCGUCGCCGCCGCCAAUGCGGCGGCGGCGGCGCCGCAGGGCGCGAGCGGGGCCCGUCGCCAGCGGUCUGUCAGCGACAGCGGCUGUGGCGGUGGCGGCGGCGGCGACGGCCUGUGGGCGUUUCUGGCGGCGGCGGACGCGGGGGCCGUGGGUCUGCCGCUGGGCGGCGGGCUGGGCGUGUUGGGAGGUGACAUGAUUGCCAAGGUGCGCCAGGCGCAGCUGAGCAGGCCCAACACACGGUACGUUGCGCCUGGCAGUGGCGGUAGUGGCGGUAGUGGCGGUGGUGGCGGUGACGGAGCAGUGGGCAGCCUAAGCCAUACUAUGGAGAAAUGCACCCUACAGCCGUCGGUGACGGCGGCGGCGGCAGCGGCGGCGACGGUGGCGGCAGUGGGCACGUGGAGCGGAGGUGGCGGCGGUGGCGGCGGCGGCAGGGUCAGGCGGCCGCAGACGGCGGCGGCGGCGGUAACGCUGCCGGUGCUGACGGCGGCGGCGGCGGCGGCGCGGCCGCUGGAGGCAAGUGUGGGCAGCCUGCCGCUCAAGGCGCUGGCGGGCGGCGGCCAGGCGGCGGCGGCGGCGGCGGCGGCGGCGCGGGCGAGGUAGCGGCGGCGGCGGCGGCGGCGGCGCGGGCGAGGUAGCGGCGGCGGCGGCGGCGGCGAAAUGUUUGCUAUCCUGAGAGCGAGGCGCGUUAUGUGUGACGGCAUCAUCCAGAUUUGCAUCUCCGCAGGAUGGGACUUGCAUGUGUUGUGCAUGAUACCGACUUCACGUUUGUGGCGCGAAGGUGGGGAUGAAUAUGCACUGUAUAUAAACACACGCGCGGGUGUCCAUUUUGUCCCUCUUUUUAUAACAUGCUCAUACGACUUUGACAAAUGCGUGCGGGGCGGCUGGGUUCGAUGCAUUGACACCGCCGCAUGAGCUGCAGGGCGUUAGUGAGUGCGAGAUGCGGG